GCUUCGCAGUAAAUGGAAUAAUUUUGUGAAAGAACUGUGUUUGUAAUGACGUGACAAUAAGUACUCAAACAAUAAUUAAUAUGAUAAUAAUCAGCUUAUCAUGUUCUUGAUUCUGUCUCUGUUCCUGUCUAUCAAUUUCAGUUAACAUAACUUUUUUAGAAUGGUUUGUUGUUUUGAUGUCUCUUAGUGAUGGCCAGAACUAGUUGAUAACUUCAGAGCCUUUGGAAAUGUUUUUUUAUGACUCUCUGAUAAUCCGAGUUUUUCCUCUUACUCGUCGAAUUUCAAGCCAACAUGACGCAGCUAAUAUCCGAAGAAAUCACAGCAUCAUACAUAAAAACCAUAGAAUGGGAAAUGCUGGAUAAAACCAAAUUUUUCCCGCUAAGCAUGCUCAGCUCAUUUAGCGUUCGGUGUAGUUUGUAUCCUUUGACUCUAAUCAAAACCAGGCUGCAGCUUCAAAAACAUGACCAAGUGUACGGAGGUCUCAUAGAUGCAUUUAGUAAAAUAUAUAAGUCAGAAGGUAUCGGUGGCCUUUACCGAGGAUUUUGGGUGAGUUCAGUGCAGAUAUUGUCUGGAGUUGGUUACAUUGCUACUUACGAAGGUGCCCGGUAUACUGUGAGUCAGUACAACCCAACCAAUGCUGUUAAAUCCUUUGCGGCUGGUGCAGCUGCUGCCCUAGUCAGUCAAACUAUCAUAGUGCCAUUCGAUGUCAUUAGUCAACAUCUGAUGGUGCUCGGACUAGUCUCUCAACAAUCACAACCUCAAAAGAAGAUGAUUUUAAGCCCCCUCGGAAUGACGAUAGACCCAGCAAAAUCCAAAUUUCGGACAACACUUGAUAUCGGACUGUUCAUUUACAAAACUGAUGGUAUGAGAGGAUUCUACAGGGGCUACUUUGCUUCCAUCUGCACUUAUGUACCCAAUAGCGCUCUUUGGUGGACUUUUUAUCACUUCUAUCAAGAUGAAAUGAAUAAAAUACUGCCUGACCAUGUGUCUCGUCUUCUAAUACAGUGUGUAGCAGGAACUUUGGGUGGAUUCACGACCACAUUGAUAACGAAUCCAAUGGACAUCAUUCGAGCCCGUCUUCAGGUACAAAGGACUAAUUCAAUGUUGACUACCUCAAGAAAUCUGUGGAAGGAAGAGGGAAUACGCAUUUUUUCCAAAGGUCUUUCAGCACGACUCAUUCAGUCCACCAUGUUCAGUUUCUCAAUCAUCCUAGGUUACGAAACGAUCAAACGGAUAAGCGUUCAUCCAGAGUUCAAAGACCUAGUUCGAUGGUAACUGCUUUAACUUUGCUCUACUAGAGUUUGUAAAUCAGUCAUAGUAAUGGUCGUCAGGCAGUCACAAGCUCGUUUCAACCACAAAUUCUGAAUUUAGACUGAACUUAACCAAGUCAUCUCUCAUCAAAUUCUCUUUGAAAUUGAAAAAUGCUUUUUUCAAGUAAGGCCAUGAAUGAUCAUUGAGAACGUUAUGAGACCCUCUGUAGGUGCUUAAAUCGUACCGUUCAGCCAGGUCUCUGUUACCCGGCAAACUUUGCUAUUAUCAGGGUACAAAUUUUGACUAUAUAAUCUUUUACAAUUUUUUGGAUACCCUAGGAGACUUAUGACCUCAUUAAAACAGGCUUGCUCUGAGAGGAACUUCAUGAUAUGGAAAGGGACUUCGUAAGAAUCAAGGAGGAAAAAUUGUUAUCAGUAAGUCUAAUUAAUUGAGUCUCUAGCAACCUGAACAACACAAGGAACAUCAUAAAAUCUUCAAGGCAUCCUAACAAAACUGAUAAAAGUUUAAUAUUUGUAUACAUUUUUGUAAGUAAACCUUUUUCAAGGUUUGCCAGAUUUUUAUAGCCAAUUUUUCUCUCUUGAAAUGAAUUGUAAGAGGCCAUGGAAAGAUCUUCUUUUUUGAUAGCAACCCAGAACUAAGAUUUAAUUUUGAAAUUUUGGCUCUAAAGCCUUUGAGGAUCGUUCUCCCUUCCUUGUCAGUGUAAUUAAGUCAUGCCUGUAAGUGUUUAUGAACUCUGGAUUCUUAUUUUUGCCCGAUGUCCCUGACUUGAUGUAACUCAAAGAUUGUGAUUGAUCCUUUGAUUUCCUCUAAGUCCCUCUAAAAAAUGUUUCUUAAGCAGAUUCAGUCUGAUGUUCUUAAAUUUUAAGAAAUAUUUUGAGAUGCAGAUGACUUUUAUUAACGUCAUGUAGAUUCUAAGUAAGUCGGUGAAAAUUUGACUCUAAAAAAAUUGUUUAGCGGAGAGAGUACUCUUCAGGGUGAGGAACUUUUUUAAAGUUACCUAUUCUCAGCAUAAUUUAGCAUCAAAUUUCAAUUAGUUUCUAACUACUUCCUUGCCUUGUUUUCCAAAUGUUUUGUAUCAAUGGCCUCAUGCUCAAUCUGAAGUCAAAUAUUAAGUAAGAUGAUAUCUUUCAGAACAGUUUUAGGACUAGGAAUGUUUAAAAACUGAAAGAGGGCUCUCAAAAAUUGAAAUGCUCCAAAGGAUUUUCUUUAGAUGUGUGUGCGUCACAAGGUGGUUUCAAAAUUUCUAAGGAAAAAUCCAGAUCUGUAGAUAAAAACAGUUUGCCAAUCAAUAAAACUCCCGGGGAAAAAAAUUGAUUGGAUUUCGGAGGUAACCAGCGUACGACUUCAUUCUUGUGCUGUUUUGCUGGUCUAGCAAAAGGGUAUUAGGUGGUGUUUGUUUGGCUAUUGUUACGUGAAAUUCAUGAAAAACAUACCCAAAAAAAUGAGCUGACCAGCCAAAACUACCAUUUAAUUUGAAUAACGGUGAGAUUUGCUAGAUGCUGCCACAGCAUCUAAGUAACUCCAGAAGCUCUACUUAGGCAGGUUAAGUAUGUGGAUUUAAAUAUUUUUCUUUUCAAGCCCGAUACGGCCUUCAUAAAUUUGUGUAUACAAUUCCAUUCUUCUGAAAUCUCGAGCAUUUUUUGGGAAAAAUGGAGCAUCAAGGGUGCUCACAACUCUCAGUCUUUCCGUGGUAAAUCUUAGAUAUGGAAAUAAGGUAUCUUCUGGCAAGUCAAUAUCUGCGUUCCUACUGAAUGGACCGUAAGGCUCCUCUAGUAUUGGAUAAUAAAAUUCAUUAUGUAGUUCAAAGUUGACUCAUACCUCUACCUGAAGGAGGCCUGUCCAUUAUGUAUGUUUAGAUUAGUAGCUAAGUUAUUUUUGUUAAUAUUUCUCCUAAAGGAUUCAUUGUUAAUUUUUUACUGUAUGUUGAUAGUCUUCAAGAUGUUGUUGAAAAUUCUGCUGUGUGGGUGGAAAUUCAGGAAGAAGGUUAAAAAUGCUGCAGUUGAAAUUUUUGCUUGGUCAGGUUGAAAGAAUUGUUUUUCUUCUUUUUAUUUAACUCAAAACUUACUUGCUUUCACUUUUGAUCAAAUCCUCAGCGUAUUUGUAAUAAAUUAGAUCUGUAUUGAUCAUCUGUGUGUGUCAAACCAAUAAGAUUCUUAACAAACAAGAUUUAAAUGUCUUUUUGUGACUGAAUUACGCAAAGUUUCGUCAAAAUAAUUGUCAUUUUCGCUUUUGGCCCUACAAAUUUUGAACUUUGAAGGGAGAUUACUAAUUUGCAUUUUUAGAUGCUAGUUAUUUUGAAAUUUAACGAUGAACCUACUCAUAUGGAAAUUGAUUAGGCUGAUUAGGACUUUUGGAGCCUCCUUAGGACAAAGUAUUAAUAUACUCCCUGAGAAAUUUUUUAAUUCUAAUUCGUUGAACAAGUUCUCUCUAAUUUUUAUUUUUAUCAGGUGAAAAUGUCGAAAAUUUUGGGAUUUGCUUUUUAUUACUUAAUUAACCUCUUAUUACUUAAAAAAAGAGUGUGAUGUGAGCGUGAGUCUUACCCAGUGAAACUAAAGUAAAGAACUGUCUAAGUUCAAUCAAUGUCAGAAGUUAUUUUGGUCGGUAUUUUCCCUCAAACUUCUGCAAUGUAAGAAGUUUUGUAAUGCAAUUACAGUCUAAUCAACCUUUCAAUAAGAUAAUAGCACAUUUGCUGAAAAAAAGGAGGAAUUUUCUCUAGAUCCCGCGUGGAACCUGUAUCCCUACUUGGGUUUUCUUUUUUGUCUCCCUCUAAUUUAAAGAAAAUUUCUCCCUCCAUUUCAGAGUUUUUGCUCCUUCCAAGUUUUUGCAUUCCAACCUGAUAAAUGAUUUCGAAUUUCUUGUGAAUUUUCAUGAAGGAAGGUUCAAAAUUCAACCGACUGGGGCUAAGAUGAUGAUUUCCUUCUUCUAGAAGAGAAAUCAGUUGAACUACCUCUUGCUACCAAAUAGGGCUUUAUUUGAUUGUUAGCAAACUUUUCUGCUCUAUUCAGAUAUUGUCUUUAUCAGUGCCAGCAUAAUUUUUCAUUAUUGUAAAUAGUUUUGAAGGGCGAUUUAUAGAGAGUGGGCAACAUGUCGUCGCCCUCUGAAGUAAGGGCGCAUCUUAAUUUUCACAUGAGCCCUGAGCUCUUUAUAAAUCUACACUUUUCAGGGCUUCUGUAGUAAUAGAGAUACCCAGGCCCUUACGUCAGAGGAGUGGCCACAUGACCACAAAGCACAUUGAUUUUUUACUUCAUGUACGAUUACUGAAUAAUUUCCCGAUCAAGUACGUUUCCUAUCAUCCUGUGUACCCCUGAAAUAUUUCCCUUAAUUCAUUUAGGCCAUGUUUGGAGCUUGUUCUGUAGGUAAAUCGACACGGAAAGGAAACAAACACUGGUUUCACACAUACUUUAAAAAUGUUGGCAAAAAAUGGAUCAAUUACGCUUAGAGGUAUCUACCUGUUUCUCCUCGUAGAAUUUCUCUUGUAAAUCCUGAAACAAAGAAAGCUAUGACAAAGCGCAGAAUCCAAAAAUUGCUUUUCAUUCGUCAAACUGAAUGGUUCAUUUUUGCGUUUGCAAACAACCGGCUUACAAAAGAGAUACUACGGAUAGUAGCUAAAAUCCACUUCCAGGCGUAAUCGAUUUGUUUUUUGGCAUUUCAAAGUGAAACAGUACUGUAGCAAAAUUUGUUUCAUAUAUUAUUUGCGCCCUUUCCAUGUACAUUCACCUUGAGAUUUACACAGCAUCAAGAUAAGUGUAUCGAUUUGACUUGUGCAGUGGGAAAAGCUGAUAAAUGUAUUCAUUGAACUUGAAAGUUAUAAUUGAGCUUUUCUGUACUACAUUGUCUUGAUGAAAUAAUGUACAAAAUUUAAAUGAAUAGAGAUUUGAAAGUAAUUUAUUUGAUCAAAGCAAAGAAUAUCAGGGGAAUUUUAUCAGCCCAUUGUGUAAAGGUGUUAAGUGUUUCUAACCCAAAUUGUGUUGCUACUGUCAAUGAGACCAGUUCAUCACUUCUGUUUCCCAUCCUAUUUCAUGUUUUCGACUUUUGGGAGUUUUUCUAGUUUUCGCAGUUCCAGGAAACUACAGAUUUAAAGUGUUUGUACUUUCUCAGGUGUUGUUCAUAUGCGCUUCAUGCAUUGAAUAUUAUGUAUCAGGAAAUUUGAUAAACAAUUGCCAUGUUACAAGAAAUACUUGUAUAACGUAGAUUAAGAAAACGGGAAACGUGCUUCCUGUUGCGGUCAAAAAUCAUACCUGCUAGAUGAACUUUAAUGAAUUAACGAUUCCUCGAGUGUUCCAGAAGAGCCAGACCUCCAGAGAAUUCAUACCCACCCUCUGAGAAGAGUCACAGGAAAAUAAAGACAAUAGCGGCAGACGAUGAUAAAGUGUGUACUCAUGUGUUGUUACAAAAAUAAGUCAAGGUUCUCAUUUCUAAGUAGCUCCUCAAAAUAUUCCAUUUGUAUGUAUUGUAAAAUCGCAGAAACCCUUUGAUCCUAUCCUCCUGCACCCUAAUUUCGAGUAUUUACUUCUCUUGUUUAUCAAUGUAUCAGACUUAAUAGGUGCGAGCUGCUUUCCUGCGGCCCGAUUAUUGAAACUAUGUCAGCCGGACACGACAAGACAUAGCCCUAUCUCAACCAUGCAAUAUAUUGCAAUUCGAUGUCUUAUCGGGCUGGUUUAAAUUUCAAUAAUCGGCCCGCUGAAGAAAAAUCAGCCCUUAUCUAUUAAUGCUAACUGAUGAGACUAGUAAAUAAUCACUCUGUUGGCUCUAUUGUAAUGUUCCGCCCAAAAGGGGCAUCCUUAUGUAAUCAAACCGUACCAUAAUCUGUAAAACUUUCAUAGAGAAGUGAGGAUUGAGUAGCUAUCCAUCUUUGUUAUAGUUGUCAUUCAAAUUUUUAUAACCUAGACCAGUAAUAAAAGAUACUGUUGGUGGUUUAAAA
Molecule: messenger RNA, 6193 nt
Organism: Bemisia tabaci
Lineage: Eukaryota; Metazoa; Arthropoda; Insecta; Hemiptera; Aleyrodidae
Product: solute carrier family 25 member 44
Biological process (GO): branched-chain amino acid catabolic process; branched-chain amino acid transport
Cellular component (GO): mitochondrion
Molecular function (GO): branched-chain amino acid transmembrane transporter activity
Source: RefSeq, a predicted model, not a curated record